AGCAUCAGAUGGAUAUCUGUGAACAGCCUCAUCUUUGUCCUUAGCCGGUUUCUGAGAGAGGAAAAAUUAAAAAAUCAAAAUAUCCUUUGUCAUUGUGUCAAAAAUCUGUCAUUUUACCGGACGUAAACAUAACCUCUAAUCAAUUUAACAAAAAAUUUUUUCAGUUAUUCUGGUUUAUUCUAGACAAAAUUAAUAUUAAAAAUGAGUGAAACAAAUAUUUGGAAGUUCAUAGAAGAUGGUGAUUUGUCAGGAUACACUUUUAUUGUUACAAGUGUUGCAGUGGGAAAUGUUGGACAACUAGCUUGUGACUUGCUGAUUUCAUCCUUGGAUAUGGUGAAAAUAGCUUCUGUAUACAGCCCCGCUCUUAUUCCAGUAGUAGGAUAUGAUCCUUAUGACCUUAAGUCUUCUAAGUUGUCCACUUGUUGCGAGAUCUACAAAUGCGCCUCUAAAAAUCUAGUUGUUUUACAAUUAAGAGCGCCUAUUGUUUAUAAAUAUGCAAGAGAAUUUUUAGAAGAAGUUGUGAAAAAAUUUACGGAGCGAAAUAUUAAGGAUAUAAUUAUAUUGAGUAGCAGUUUUGCUCAUGAAAACAGACACAUCUCUACUUCACCAUUUAGAUUUGUUGCGAGCAACUCAUUCUCAUUGUUGUCCAAAGUGAAGUCUCUGGAUUGGAUGGAACAUGAAAAACGUGAUAAGGAACUUAAAAUAUAUGGUGGUGGAUUUGCAACAUUAUUGUAUGAAAUUUGUGAAGAAAAUUCACUGCCUUGUCUAAUUUUAUUCAAAUACUGUUCUGAGGGAAAUAAUAUACCAGAUGCAUAUGAGAUGGUUAGCCAUUUAGCAAGUUUACUGCCACUAUUUCCUGAAUCAUCUGAUCUCACGGCACAACUAAUUGAACCUGUAUCAUGGAAGUUUCUAUUUGGAAGUCCUCCACCACAAGAUAUUUAUUGACAAAAUAUUUAAUUUUAUUUCAAUAAAAUUUGAAACUA
Messenger RNA from Ostrinia furnacalis (Asian corn borer), 983 nucleotides. Its product is annotated as proteasome assembly chaperone 2. Lineage: Eukaryota; Metazoa; Arthropoda; Insecta; Lepidoptera; Crambidae. The transcript has a single exon. Gene Ontology annotation, biological process: proteasome assembly. Gene Ontology annotation, cellular component: cytosol; nucleus. The coding region runs from base 202 to 945 and encodes 247 amino acids. The record is from RefSeq and is a predicted model, not a curated record.